Alternaria rosae is the source of this 2118-nucleotide messenger RNA. Its product is annotated as amidase signature domain-containing protein. Bases 54 to 1985 code for a protein of 643 amino acids. The record is from RefSeq and is a predicted model, not a curated record. The transcript has 9 exons. Lineage: Eukaryota; Fungi; Ascomycota; Dothideomycetes; Pleosporales; Pleosporaceae.
CCUCUCUUACCAACUUCAACCUAUUUCUUACCUCCCCACAUGCAAAAUCCACAAUGGGCGCAUCGGCAUCGAAAGCGCGCGCUAGCAGCAUGAACUUCCAAGUUUGGGAGGCUCUCCUACACACAGCUGAAACGCAAAAGCUUCAUCCCGUCACUCCCAAUCUGACAUUCGACGCGACAUCGUACGCCAUUUGGUCCCACAGCCAUUGGAGACUGACUCUCGAGAAUGCACCGCCUCCACAGGAUGCGCAAUUACAGCCCUGCUUUCUCUUGAAGAUCCCAGCAACACAGCCUCCGGACUUCUCUCAGAUCAUACAGCAAUUGGAAGAAGUCCAGGCCGAAGAUGACGUGACCAGCUUAAGCUUUCUGCAACAUGUUGUGGUCGCAUCUCAUGGCCGCGCGAGUCCGGAACUGGACGUCGGGGUUGCAGCCGCGCUGAACGCUCGAGGGCUACAGACUCUCACGCUUGCGACCUUGCAGAGUGGCUGUGACAUUGAAACUGGUCCUUACUUGCUGCAUGGUAACGACCUCUGGAAGUUGGCUAGACUAUACGAUGAUACAAAUGGUGCUUUCAUGGCCGCAAUUCAUCCAGGCCGAGAAGAAAACAGAUACGAGAAUUUGCGGCUGUGUAGCGAUCAAUACCAGACGCUUAGCGUUGCCAUACCGUCAAGAGCGAGUGCUCUCAAUCUGACGGAGCAUGGAUCGAACUUGCGACUGAGCGGUAUGAGAUUCGCAGUAAAAGACAUGUACUCCGUCGCUGGCUUGAAAACUUCACUCUGCAGCCGGCCGUACUAUGCAGUCUCUGAACGAGCGGAAGUGACCGCUCCAUGCAUCACGAGAUUGUUGAGCGAAGGUUGUACCCUGGUCGGGAUGCUGAAGUUGAGUUCCUUCAUUGGACGUGAAGAGCCGACUGAGGCCAUAGACUACCAAGCACCAUUCAACCCCCGCGGAGACGGCUAUCAAUCACCGGCUGGCAGUAGCAGCGGGAGUGCAGCGGGCCUUGCUUCUUACGGGUGGUUGGACUUCACCCUUGGAUCUGAUACUACGGGAAGCGGGCGCCGCCCAGCAUUUGUGAACGGCUUGUUCGCACUGCGCCUCUCUAAAGGGCGCCUGCCACUCGAAGGAAUGGUCCCUACUUUCGAUCGCUUCGACACGCAAUGCAUCUUCGCUCGCGAUAUUAACAAGCUGGAUACCAUACUUCAAGUGUGGCUCGACAAUUGCGACCUUGCAAAACCCAAGGCUAAUUUGCCGAAGAGACUUUUGUUUCCAGUAGACUUCUUCCCAGUCGAGAACGAAGUACAGAUGCAGCACGUGAAGAGCUUCGUCAAGGAUAUCAGCGACUAUUUGCAAGCAUCAGUCACGGAGAUCGACUUAUCACUGGCAUGGGAAAUUUCGCACCCAAAAACCGUGGAUGAAGGUUCAUUAGAUUGCUAUUUGAGCGAGGUCUCCACCAGAACUUUCUUGUAUGACUUCUAUCAUAGCUUCGACAAAUUCCGUGAAACGUAUAGGCGCGAGUUCCAGAAGGAACCUUACGCAAAUGCAUACACACAAUGGAGAUGGGAUGUCGCCAAAUCAGUAACGAGAGAAGAGAACGAAGAUGCGGUGACCCGCCUCAACACGUACAGGGACUGGCUACUCUCUGAGGUGUUCCAAGCAGACAGAUAUGAAACCUUGAUGAUACUGCCAGUCUCUGAAGUUGCAACAAACUACAGAGAUCGGAAGACAGAGCCGCCCAGUAAGCAGAACGCCUUCGAUGCGCUGUAUAUCUCACCCACUAUCGAGGCUCCCGAGAUCGUCGUUCCAAUUGCAGAAUUCCCGUAUGCAUCUCGAGUGAGUGGGCGCGAGGAGAAGCUCCCGAUUGCAAUAUCGGUAGUAGGAAAUCCUGGUACUGACUUAGCACUCGUUGGUCUUAUGAGGGAUUUCUUGAAAGCCUCCAACAGACCUAUGCGCGUUUCCACUGGAUCGUCGAUGUUCGAUAGUACCUAGGCAGCAGCCCCUAGAAGCCUGCAAGGCUGGAAUGCCGAAAGAGGCUCUAUGGAUAAGAAGCUGGGAGUCUGCGUCGUGCGUCUGAAAUAUCUUCUUUAUUACUCCAUUUGCCGUGUUGUGCAAGCAGAUUUGU